Lasiodiplodia theobromae is the source of this 999-nucleotide messenger RNA. Its product is annotated as Hpp family protein. NCBI's taxonomy places the organism in Eukaryota, Fungi, Ascomycota, Dothideomycetes, Botryosphaeriales, Botryosphaeriaceae. The record is from RefSeq and is a predicted model, not a curated record. The transcript has 2 exons. The coding region runs from base 1 to 999 and encodes 332 amino acids.
AUGAAGCUGCCAGCUGCCAAAGACGUCCACUUCGACAUUGACCAGUACCUCAACCGCAUCGUUCCCCACAACCGCAUUUCGCGCUUACCGAAGCCCGUCUCGCGCUUUCUGGGGUACCGGGACGAGCCCGCAGCGCCAAUCGGCAACAUCAUACAGGCGACGUGGGCUCUCGUCGGCGCCUUCUGCGGCCUCACCGUCGUGACGGCCGUCUACAAGUUCGGUCCCGGCAUAGCAAAGUACAACCCACCCGUCAUAGUCGCCAGUUUGGGCGCCGCCGCAGUCCUAAACUACAACGUCAUCACCACGCCCCUCGCGCAGCCCCGCAACGCCAUCCUCGGCAACACUCUCUCCGCCUUAACCGGCGUCUGCAUCGCGAAGCUCUUCAUGCUCGACCCGGAUUACCACCAGCACCGCUGGCUAGCCGGCCCGCUCUGCUGCGGCUGCGCGUCGUGGGUCAUGACGCUGACCAACACCGUCUACCCGCCGGGCGGCGCGACGGCGAUCCUAGCCGCGACGGACGCGACCGUCGGCGCGCUGGGCUGGGUCUACGUGCCCGUCGUGCUGCUCGGGUCGGUGCUGAUGCUGGGCGUCGCGCUGCUCGUUAAUAACGUGCAGCGGCAGUAUCCGGCGUAUUGGUGGACGGCGCAGGACGUCGGGAAGGAUGCGCGGAAGGAGGGGGGGGAUGUUGAGAAAGUGUCGCGCGGGAACGAGAAAGAUGUGCGUGAGGAGCUGGGCGUCGAGGAAGUCGGGAGUUUGGAGCGCAAGGUUGUGAUUACUGAAGACCGCAUUUACGUUCCGGAGGGCUUCAAUUUCGGCAUUGUCGAUGCGCAGUUCGUCGAGCUGCUGAGGGCUCGGCUGCGCAACAGCAGCGAAGGCGGUGCGGGCGCUGGAUACGAUACCCCGGCGCCGCCGUCCGAGUCCGGGUCGAAUGGCACUUAUCUUGGGAGCAGGGACAUGCUGCCGUCUCUCAAGUCGCAGAAGUCGCACGAAGAGCCGUAG